GCCGCCGGAGCCGCCGGAGCCGCCGGAGCCGCCGCCCGGAUGGAGCCCAACAGCCCCCGCAGGAUCCAAUUCACGGUGCCGCUGCUGGAGCCGCACCUCGACCCCGAGGCGGCCGAGCAGAUCCGGAGGCGCCGACCGACUCCGGCCAACCUGGUCCUGAGCAGCGACCAGUCGUCCCCAGAGAUCGAUGAGGAUCGCCUGCCCCACACCCUGCUCAAGUCGGGCUUGGCCGUGUCGCCCCGGCAGAGGAAGAAGGUCUCUCGCACCACCCCGACCAUGAAAGAGCUGCAGAUGAUGGUGGAGCAUCACCUGUGCAAGCAGACGCAGGGCGAGGACGACGACGAAGCCACCGGUGGCCACGAACACGGUGGCCUUGGCCACUGUCCUCACCACGGGGACCCCCAGCAUAGCCACGGCCCCGGGGCCACUUGCCCGCUGGCCACGCACGAGGGUGGCCCUGGUCCUGGGGACGGGACCCCCGGUGGCACCCACAGAGCACCAGGGGACAGCGCUGGCGGAGGGGCUGCCCCCCACCAGUAGAGGCCCCAGCGCUGGAUUUUUUUAGGAUUCCAUCGUUUUCUACAAUUUUGGGGCUCUCGGGGAGGGCUCAGGACCCCCCAGCACUGGGGACACUGGGAACACUGGGCUGUGCCCCCCUAUCACCCCUGGGAGACCAGGAGCGGCGCCCCCCCCCCCUUUGCACACGCGUGUGCACUGGCACAUGGGGAGGGAUUCACAUGACCACGGCACACGCGUGUGAGAUCCCCCCCGGGUUGGUGCUCGCACGCACACGCGUGUAUUGGUCCUGCAUGAGUUGGUGUUUGCACGCACACGCGUGUCUACUUACAUGUGGGUUGGUGUUAGCACACAUGUGUGUGCGAUCACAUGCAGGGAGGGGUGCAUGCUCACACACGCGCGCCUGCUCGCACACACACGUUUGUUGUUCGCACAUACACGUGCAAUCACACCCGUGUGCCUGCUCACACGCGUAUGUUGGUGUUUGCACACACACACGUAUGUGCAAGCACACGGGUUGGUUUACACGCUUACACGCGGGGGGGGAUGCAGGUGGGUUGGGGGUUCCCCGCACACGCAUGUGCACACCCGGGGGGGGUCACUCCCUUUGCACACGUGAUUCGCACACACCCAUUGCACACGCAG
Molecule: messenger RNA, 1161 nt
Organism: Cuculus canorus (common cuckoo)
Lineage: Eukaryota; Metazoa; Chordata; Aves; Cuculiformes; Cuculidae
Gene: PPP1R1A
Product: protein phosphatase 1 regulatory inhibitor subunit 1A
Exons: 8
Coding region: 40-540 (166 amino acids)
Biological process (GO): intracellular signal transduction
Cellular component (GO): cytoplasm
Molecular function (GO): protein phosphatase inhibitor activity
Source: RefSeq, a predicted model, not a curated record